Messenger RNA from Diabrotica balteata, 684 nucleotides. NCBI's taxonomy places the organism in Eukaryota, Metazoa, Arthropoda, Insecta, Coleoptera, Chrysomelidae. The record is from the annotation of a GenBank genome assembly.
UAAAAAUAUAAAUAUCAGUAAAAAUUUCUAAUCAACUACUCGUAUACUUGUCAUUAAAAUUGUAAAUCAUAUAAAAUGUAUUUUAAACUAAUACUACUACUACUCAUCUGUAACGUUUUUAAAUUGAGUUUACAAGGUGGCAGGGAAUUUGUUUCAUCAGUGUUACAACCUUCCCGAGGAACUCCGAACUGGUUGUCAUAUGCGGGAAAGACCUACUACAAACAAAUUGUUUUCAAGGGAAACUAUUUUAAAGCUACACAAUUUUGUCGACAACAAGGCAUGCAAUUGUUAAGUAUUAACAGCCAUAUAGAAAACGAACGAAUUGGAAAAUUUAUACUUGAUACAGGUGUUUUAACAGGAUUAUACUGGACGUCGGGUACAAAACUGGUUGGAGAGGAUCAAUGGGUUUGGUUAUCAACAGGCCAACGUAUAUCAUACACAAAUUGGGGUGCUGGUGAACCUUCCGGCAAAACUCCUGAUAAAAUGGUGGAUGAAAACUGUUUGAUCUUUGAUUACUAUAAAGGAAACAAUGCUUGGAACGAUAUGAGUUGCGAUUCCGAUCAGUAUUUUAUUUGUGAAUCUGUAUCAGAAUGUGAUAAAGUUCAAAAUUAAGUUAAUAUAAUCGUCAAUAUUUUAUGUAAUUAAUUGUUCAAUUUACAACAAAUUAGAUACAAUAAAAUCGGC